Messenger RNA from Dichotomopilus funicola, 1065 nucleotides. RefSeq lists its product as uncharacterized. The coding region runs from base 1 to 1065 and encodes 354 amino acids. The transcript has a single exon. The record is from RefSeq and is a predicted model, not a curated record. Lineage: Eukaryota; Fungi; Ascomycota; Sordariomycetes; Sordariales; Chaetomiaceae.
AUGACUACCGGGCACCAGAAAACGACCAAGAACGUUGAAGCACGCAGGCGCGAGCAGCAGCGCAAGGCCUGGAAAGCUGGGCGGAAAAGAAAACAACCUCCUGCACAAUACCGUCUCAGAACUCACAUGCCAAGGGCCGGCAUGAUUUAUUACUCCGAUAGUCCCAUCAUGAACAACACGCGCAAGGAAUAUGCGGUAGCCAAGCGCCUCAAACGGGUCAUGCCGGACCCCAAAAGCCUCGACCGCCGGACCGUCGACGCAACCUUCGCGCAGAUUUUCAAAGAGGCCAAGGCGGUCCUACAAAAAGCCAACACUGGUAACGACACCGUCACCGGGGCGUCCACAAACGACCCCAUCGCCUUCAUCAUCCAGUUGAAGGCGAGCCCGGCUCUGAAGACCUGGACGAGCGAUCUCUUCCCCAACCACUUCAUCCCGCUUUUCCUCCUCCUGCGCGGUGCCCGCCAAAAGUGGCACAAAAGCCCACGCGCCCCCUUCAAUGUCGAGGAGCACACCAAAACCGCCCGCGCCAUCGAUGAGUUCGAGGCGGUCAGCAAGUUCGUCUGGAACACGUCUUUUGUUGCCUUUUGGUUGAUCCGUGCCGGCCUCAUUGGCCCCCUCACGUGGCGGGAGACGAACAAGGACGAGGUGGAGAGUGGGGAUGAGCAAGAGGAGAGGGGCCAGAACGGUAACAAUGGCAAUAGCGGGGACGAUGACAACGUGUUCGUCGUCGGGCAGCAGACCGGCGACCCGGGCGGAUCUGGACAAGAUGAGAAGAUGAACGACGACGACGUUUUGCGGGCUAUGAACGAUGCGUUCAAGCAAUUUGGUAUGGAUUUUGCUGUUGGGGAUUUGCAGGAUGUCCUUGCGCGCUUGCGCAUUCAAGAGGAGGGGACCGCCGCGGCCGCCGCUGACUCUGUCCCCGGUGAUCAGGAGCAGCAGUCGGCCAACCCAUCCCUCGAGGGGGAGGUGGUGGAAGAGGAUCAGCCGGGCAACCCAUCCCUCGACGAGGAGGUGGUGGUCGAGGAGGAGGAUCGCGACGGGGACGUCCAGAUGGCGGACGCUUAA